AUGGGCUUCCGCAUCACUACACUCUGGAAAGCACCAGAAGUCAACCCAGUCAAUCGGAAGGCCCACUCGAUCCCAGUCCUAAACCCGUUCAACCAGUAUGGGAGAGUCUAUUUUUUCUCGUGGUUUGGGUUCAUGAUUGCUUUCCUGGCUUGGUAUGCGUUUCCACCAUUGCUCUCCGAAGUCAUUAAGCACGAUCUCAAAUUAAGUCAAAAAGAGGUUGCCAACUCCAACAUUAUUGCACUCACAGCCACUCUCCUCGUUCGACUAGUGGCUGGACCCGCCUGUGAUUAUUUUGGUCCUCGGGUUACAUUCGCUGCAUGCCUGCUGCUCGGUGCCAUCCCGAGUGCACUCGCCGGUACAAUCCACAAUGCCACGGGUCUCUAUUUUAUUCGAUUCUUUGUUGGUAUCCUCGGUGGGACAUUCGUUCCUUGCCAGGUGUGGUCAACUGGUUUCUUCGACAAGAAUGUGGUGGGGUCAGCCAACGCGCUCACGGCUGGACUUGGUAAUGCUGGUGGCGGAAUCACUUACUUCGUCAUGCCCGCCAUCUACGACUCGCUCCGCAGUCGGCAACACCUGAGUGAACAUGUUGCGUGGAGAGUGUCCUUCAUCGCGCCGUUCAUCCUGAUCACUGCCGUAGCAAUUGGUCUCUUCGUUACUUGCCCUGACACACCAACUGGCAAAUGGUCUGAACGCCACCUUGCUGUGCAACAAAACCUGCAAGCACAUGGUGUGCGGGCCUCGAACGUGGUAAACAUCCCCGGCAUCAUCACCGAAAAGCCGAACAAUGGUGACUCAACACCCACAUCCACGGAGAAACGCCUCGAUGAAGAAGCCGAACUCGCCACGGCCAAGCACGGCUUCUUCACCAAUGAGACUUCGAUGGGCGCGCAAGAGAUGCUCGACGCUGCUCGAGGUGAAGUCGUCGUCAAGCCUUCCUUUCAUGAAGCCCUGGCCGUGAUUCUCAGCCCACAAACCGUCAUGAUCGCGAUGUGCUACUUUUGCUCCUUCGGCGCGGAACUGGCCAUCAACUCCAUCUUAGGCUCUUAUUACCUGAAGAACUUCCCUACUCUAGGCCAGACGGGUACCGGUAAAUGGGCCGCUAUGUUUGGGUUACUCAACGUGUUUUUCCGGCCCCUUGGAGGCGUCAUCGCAGACAUAAUCUACAAAAGAACUCACUCGGUGUGGGCCAAGAAGAUCUGGAUACACUCUUUAGCCAUCAUCUGCGGGGCAUUUUUGAUCGCCAUCGGAGUUACAGACUCACACUCCCAAACUACGAUGUUCGGUCUUUUCGCCGGCAUGGCCUUCUUCCUAGAGGCUGGCAAUGGUGCCAACUUCGCCCUCGUGCCUCACAUCCAUCCCUUUGCCAACGGCAUUAUAUCUGGUGUCACGGGUGCGUUUGGUAACCUCGGUGGCAUUGUCUUUGCGAUUAUCUUCCGGUAUGAGGGCCAGGACUACGGAAAGACGAUGUGGAUUAUCGGUGUUAUGACUAUUGCGAUUAAUCUUACUGUGUGCUGGAUUAAACCCAUACCUAAGGGCCAGAUUGGUGGUUAUUGA
Molecule: messenger RNA, 1554 nt
Organism: Venustampulla echinocandica
Lineage: Eukaryota; Fungi; Ascomycota; Leotiomycetes; Helotiales; Pleuroascaceae
Product: MFS general substrate transporter
Exons: 4
Coding region: 1-1554 (517 amino acids)
Biological process (GO): nitrite transport; nitrate transmembrane transport
Cellular component (GO): membrane
Molecular function (GO): nitrite transmembrane transporter activity; nitrate transmembrane transporter activity
Source: RefSeq, a predicted model, not a curated record